Messenger RNA from Saccoglossus kowalevskii, 1106 nucleotides. Its product is annotated as N-terminal Xaa-Pro-Lys N-methyltransferase 1-like. NCBI's taxonomy places the organism in Eukaryota, Metazoa, Hemichordata, Enteropneusta, Harrimaniidae. Gene Ontology annotation, biological process: N-terminal protein amino acid methylation. Gene Ontology annotation, cellular component: cytoplasm. Gene Ontology annotation, molecular function: N-terminal protein N-methyltransferase activity. The record is from RefSeq and is a predicted model, not a curated record.
CGUGAACUUCCUGAUUUGGUUCGACCUCAAUAUACGCGAUCGGAGGACAAAAAGAUUUCGUGUUUUAUCGAAAUACAGUGAUGGCGGCCGCACAGAAAGCGAUGAUGAAAAGAGAGUUUUACAGUGAUGCCGAAACAUACUGGAAGAGUGUCCCGGCAACACCAAACGGAAUGUUGGGUGGAUUUGCCGAUUUAUCAACAAAAGAUAUCAGUUCUUCAGAAAGGUUUCUAGAGAAAACGCUUGUGCAAUUGACUGGUAAAAACCGAGCUCAUUGUGCUCUGGAUUGUGGAGCAGGCAUUGGUCGAGUGACUAAGCAUCUUCUAUUGAGGAAAUUUGAUAUUGUUGACAUGGUGGAGUUGAAUCAAAAGUUUCUUGAUCAAGCACGAGACGAGUACUUGAGUGGAGACAAAUCACAAAGAGUUGAAAAAUUUAUUUGUUGCGGACUACAGGAUUUUAUUCCUGACGCAAACCGAUAUGAUGUCAUCUGGGCGCAGUGGGUGCUCGGUCAUCUAACAGACGAACACCUAAUGAGCUUUUUCACACGCUGCAAAGCAGGACUGACUGAAAAUGGCGUGAUUUGCGUCAAGGAAAAUAUAUCACAGGAAGGAAUAGAUUUGGACGAGGAAGAUAGUAGUGUGACUCGACCGGAGAAGGUUUUCCUAAAACUGUUCCGUAAAAGCGGGUUGACUGUCAUUCGAGAAGAAACGCAAGUUGGAUUCCCAGCAGAUAUAUACAAGGUGAAAAUGUAUGCCUUGAAGUGACCUUUGACAUUUCCAAGCAACUAUUAUGGGAUGUCACUUUUAAAAAAUAUGAUCUCAUACCUGACCACAAAGAAGUAUUUGCUUUAUAUGAUGAAUGGUUUAAAGGAACACUUGCCAUAACUGCACAUGUGCGAGUCUUAGCUGAAAUGAACAUUUUAAUACAGAGCAAUUUGUUUUUUAGGACUGUAUGUGCAGGCCUGAUGAAUACAAAAUAAUUGACAAUUAAGAAAGAAAAUGGAUAUGACUGUGAGCUACUUUCACUGCUUUUUACUUUGUUGUGUUUGAAUAAACUGAGUAAUGUACAUGAUGUACGGUAUCAGAAAUAAAACAGAACUGUAAGAAUAU